AUGGCCAUUUACCACUUCUUGACUCUCGUCCUAGCUGCGGCUGCCGCGGCGACGCCCACGCCAUCCAGCCCGAUCGCAUCUCCCGAGUUCGCCGAGUCGGACGACAUCGUCUCGGUCGAAGCCUACGGUGCCCAGAUGGCUAGCAUCGGAGAAGCCAACCUUCAAGCCCUCGCGGCGGAGCGCAUCUGCGACCUCACGCUCUGCAGCGGUGUCGACUUCACGGGCGAGUGCUCCUUGUGGUGCUACUACGAGAACAUGCACCAGAAGAUCCCGAGCGAGAAGAGAGCCAGCACCAUGUCCGCCCGCUACGGAAGGGCCAAAGAGUGCUGGUUCUACGGCGCUCCGACCUGCGACAUGCAAUUCCUCAUGCAUGGGCCGAUGCAGAGGCUUGUCAACCCUGGCGGCAAUCUUCAGGACAACGUGAGGGGCCAGGCCGGCUGCGUUUUGUGUCCCAGAAUUGGUUGA
Messenger RNA from Colletotrichum destructivum, 465 nucleotides. RefSeq lists its product as uncharacterized. The transcript is spliced from 2 exons. The record is from RefSeq and is a predicted model, not a curated record. Bases 1 to 465 code for a protein of 154 amino acids. NCBI's taxonomy places the organism in Eukaryota, Fungi, Ascomycota, Sordariomycetes, Glomerellales, Glomerellaceae.